Molecule: messenger RNA, 363 nt
Organism: Lachnellula hyalina
Lineage: Eukaryota; Fungi; Ascomycota; Leotiomycetes; Helotiales; Lachnaceae
Gene: new16
Product: Cytochrome c oxidase subunit 6B-like protein
Exons: 2
Coding region: 1-363 (120 amino acids)
Biological process (GO): mitochondrial respiratory chain complex IV assembly
Cellular component (GO): mitochondrion; mitochondrial intermembrane space; respiratory chain complex IV
Source: RefSeq, a predicted model, not a curated record
AUGGGAUUCUUUAGUACCACCACCACAUCUCCUCCACCCCCGAAGAUCUCCUCGGACGGCGCCCCUAUAGCCCCGGAUCGCACGCAGAGAGCGAAGUGUUGGGAGGGGAGAGAUGGGUAUUUCAAGUGUCUGGAUAAGAAUGGGAUCAUAGACAGUAUCGGGGAGAAGGACAAAGCGGAGAAGGCGUGUGCGAGUGAGGCGAGAGGGUUCGAGGCGAAUUGUGCGUCGAGUUGGGUCACGUACUUCAAGAAGCGGCGAGUAAUGGAAUACCAGAAGUUCCAAACCAUGGAGAAGUUGAGGGCCGAAGGAGCACAAGAGAUGCCCGGAGAAAUUGGUCAGGGAGCACCUGGACAGAAGCCAUGA